GGGGCGCGGAACCAGGACGGCGGGGUCCGCGCGCUGCUCUUGCUGCUGGCCGAGCGCUUCCCGCGCCGCGCGGGGCCCGGAGGAUGGGGAUCCCGGACCGCGGGCGAGCGGCUGCGACGCGACGACCCUCCGCUGUCCAUUGACCUCACUUUCCACCUGCUGCGGACCCUGCUGGAACUGGCGCGGACGCAGAGCCAGCGGGAGCGCGCCGAGCAGAACCGCAUCAUAUUCGAGUCCGUGGGCAAGUGAUCUUCGGGGGGGUCCGCGGCCACAAGAACCUCGACCCCCGUCCCCCACUACCCCCGGGCCGGGACGUGCGCGACUGGAACUGACCCAGUCCCGCCGGGCUAUAAUAGUGGCCCAGGGAUGCCCUGAGCGCUCUGUGCGUCACCGGUUUUUAAUAAAAGUGCUGAAGAGCC
Suricata suricatta (meerkat) is the source of this 419-nucleotide messenger RNA. It is a transcript of the gene UCN, whose product is annotated as urocortin. Lineage: Eukaryota; Metazoa; Chordata; Mammalia; Carnivora; Herpestidae. The transcript has a single exon. Gene Ontology annotation, biological process: negative regulation of feeding behavior. Gene Ontology annotation, molecular function: hormone activity. The annotation marks the transcript as partial. Gene Ontology annotation, cellular component: extracellular region. The record is from RefSeq and is a predicted model, not a curated record.